AUGGCCGGUUGCUUAUUUUUGCAGCAGGAGACGUUGACCCCAAGCCGUGGGAUUGGUUCGCUCCUCUUCUCCACAUGGUGGCCUGCUGGGAGCAUACUAAGCAGGUCCAGCCCAUGUCCAGGGCAGCAGCAUCUCAUUUUGGAGAACCCGGAGGGACAGCAUCUCACCCAGAGGUGAACCCCGGCUCCAUUCAUGACUGACGGACCUUCCACGCCCUCUGAACCAGGCCCACCACCCCUCAAUGCCACCAACUUAACAGACUGUGGGGAGGAUAUCCUGCUGUAUGGCGAUACCGAGAAGGUAGUCAUCGGGACCGUCCUCUCCAUCAUCACCCUCUUGACCAUCGCCGGCAACAGCCUGGUCAUCAUCUCGGUGUGCACCGUCAAAAAGCUCCGGCAGCCCUCCAACUACCUGGUGGUCUCCUUGGCGGCUGCCGACCUGUCCGUUGCCUUUGCCGUCAUGCCCUUCGUCAUCAUCACAGACCUGGUGGGAGGGGAAUGGCUCUUCGGAGAGGUCUUCUGCAACGUCUUCAUCGCCAUGGAUGUCAUGUGCUGCACCGCGUCGAUCAUGACGCUCUGUGUCAUCAGCGUGGACAGGUACCUGGGAAUAACCCGGCCUCUGACGUACCCCGUGAGACAAGACGGGAAGCUGAUGGCCAAGAUGGUGUUUGUCGUCUGGCUCCUCUCUGCCUCCAUCACGCUGCCCCCCUUGUUCGGCUGGGCCAAGAACGUCACGGUGGAGCGGGUGUGCCUCAUCAGCCAGGACGUCGGCUACACGGUGUACUCCACGGGGGUGGCCUUCUACAUCCCCAUGGCCGUCAUGCUCGCGAUGUACCACCGCAUCUACAAGGCAGCCAAGGCCAGCGCUCAGAAGCACCGCUUCGUGGACUUCCCCAGGGCCUACGAGCAGGACGGGGCCUGCUGCGCUGAGGCCGGCCUCCGCCAUCAGCACAGCACCAAGCGCCUCAAGGCGGCGGAGGAGUGCGCCACCCUCUCCAAGCUCCUGUGCCAAGAUCGCAAGAACAUCUCCAUCUUCAAGCGGGAGCAGAAGGCCGCCAGGACCCUGGGAAUCAUCGUCGGGGCCUUCACCUUCUGCUGGCUGCCCUUCUUCUUGAUGUCUACCGCCAGGCCCUUCAUCUGCGGCAGCCGGUGCAGCUGCGUCCCCCUGCGGCUCGAGCGGACACUGCUGUGGUUCGGCUACGCCAACUCCCUCGUCAACCCCUUGAUUUACGCCUUCUUCAACCGGGACCUGAGGACCACGUUCUGGAACCUGCUGCGCUGCAAUUACCGCAACAUCAACAGGAGGCUCUCGGCGGCGAGCAUGCACGAGGCCUUGAAGGCCACGGAGAAGCAUGAGUGCAUACUUUAA
Molecule: messenger RNA, 1368 nt
Organism: Varanus komodoensis (Komodo dragon)
Lineage: Eukaryota; Metazoa; Chordata; Lepidosauria; Squamata; Varanidae
Product: 5-hydroxytryptamine receptor 7-like
Exons: 2
Biological process (GO): chemical synaptic transmission; circadian rhythm; adenylate cyclase-activating adrenergic receptor signaling pathway
Cellular component (GO): membrane
Molecular function (GO): G protein-coupled serotonin receptor activity
Source: RefSeq, a predicted model, not a curated record